GUACACCAGGGCGGUGGAGCUGCUGAGCCGCGAGGUCGAUGGCCAGGGCGUGGACAUUGUGCUUCUGCCGGAGAUGGCGGUGGAGCAUCCCCCACAGUGCACCGACCAGGGCGUGCUGACCCGCGAGAACGUCGGCAUCAUGAUGCUCGCCCGCUUCGCCGCGAGGCAUCAGAUCUACGUCGUGUUGGGCAGUAUGGAGGAGUACGUGCCCAAGGACGGGGGCCUCUUCAACACCUGCGUGGUGCUCGGCCCCGACGGCGACGUGGUCAUGCGGCACAGGAAGGCCGCCUGGGACCCAGCCCUCGGGGACGAGCAGCUCGGGCUGUUCGAGACCCGCUUCGGCCCGGUGGGGGUGCUCGUGGGGCGUGAGGCGGAGGAGGAUGCGCGCGUGGACGCCCUGCUGGCGCGGAGGCCGUGCCUGCUGCUGAGCCCGGUGAACUCGCCGGCCCGGAUGGAGGCCGAUCUCGUGCGGAUGCGGCCAGAGCUCCAGGUGGCCGAGUGGCAUGAGGGCUUCCGCCGCGUGGAGCAGCGGGUGGCGGCGCAGACGCGGCGCUGGCCGCCGUGCCCCGUCGCGCGGGCCGACGCGCCCCUCGGCGAGGGCGGGUCGGGCACCUCCAUGCUGGUGGAAGGCCACCGCAGUGUCCUGGCGCCAGGCUGGGGCGCGGGCUUCUUCCUCGUGGAGACCACGCCCCCGGAGGGCCCGGAGCCAGCGAGGCUUCCAGGCUGGCGCAGGAUGACGGUGGAGGAGCGAAUCGACGCGGCCGUGCAGGGCGGCCUCCACCUGCCGGACGAGGAGGCGGAGCACGGGCCCCGCUACCGCGUGUGGAACCUGCAGCUCCCGAGGGCGCUGCCGCUCCGGGUGCCGGGCGACGCCCCCGCGCCGUUCCGCGCGCAGGGCCCCCGGGCGGAGCGCGGGGCCGUCAGCGGUGAGGCGUUCGCGCGGGUGCGCAGCCAGGCCGCCGCGGGCGCCGCUCCCCCUGGCGCGUUCUUGGAGCUGCUGAGGGCGAAGGACUCGCGCAUGCAGUACGUCGUCGUGACCUGCCACGGCUCCAUGGCGCAGUGGGACGUGGCGCUGAAGACGGCGGCCUUCUCCUGCGAGCUCGGGCAGGAGGCGCUUGUCACGGCCGUGGGCCCGUCCUACGCGCCCCGGCAGUUCAUCGUCGGCGCCGCCACGCGCGAGGCGCUGCUGCUCCGCGUCUUCGAGGAGCGCGCCCCCGCCGCCGGCGCCGUGCUGCAGAAGCGCAGCCUGCCGUGGUCGCUGUGGCCCGGAGGCACGGCCGAGCUGUGGUGCGCGCCAACGAGCCCCACCGGUCGGAGUUCGGGGGCGUCUUCGCAGCUGUCGACGACGUCCGCCGCGGAGCAGGACGAGGAGGCGCCCAGCGGCGCCCGCAUCCGCGCCGUCUUCCACCUGAAGGCCUCCCUGGCUCUGGCUGUGCUGGAGGACGGCGACAAGGAGGGCGCCGGCCUGCCCCUCUGCCUGCUGGUGGACCUCGGGGGCGCCGCGCCUCCGCGGCAGCUGGAAGCACUACGCGGUGCAGUCGUUCCAGCAGCAGUGCUUCAUGCGGUGGGGGCCCUCCGAGGACGAGUCCUGCCACCUGGCCGUGCCGAUGCGGAUUAUUCCUUCGACGACUGCAUCUGCCAUUUUCUCUGGGCUGAACGGAUCAUCCAGGCACCUCUCCCUGGAGGCGCUCUCCGACAUGGCCCGCCACGUGCGCUUCAUGGCCCUUGUCGUGUUCCCAGAUGCCUUGGCGGCGAACCGCCUCUGCAGUCUUUUUUACCACUAUCCCUGGUUCGGGCCCUGGUGUGGGAGGGGCGAUGCGUUUGCCAUCAACUCCACAUGGUUGGCGACAGUGGGCUCAAGGGGCUGGACAUUUUGAAUGCCUAUUACUGCUGCACGUCCGUGUUCGGGCGCUGGCAGUACAGGGUCAAGCUGACGCUGGGCGCCCACGACUAUGCGAUUCUCUCGUAG
Messenger RNA from Prorocentrum cordatum, 1969 nucleotides. Lineage: Eukaryota; Dinophyceae; Prorocentrales; Prorocentraceae. The record is from the annotation of a GenBank genome assembly.